Molecule: messenger RNA, 1628 nt
Organism: Daphnia magna
Lineage: Eukaryota; Metazoa; Arthropoda; Branchiopoda; Diplostraca; Daphniidae
Product: barH-like 1 homeobox protein
Exons: 3
Coding region: 59-703 (214 amino acids)
Biological process (GO): regulation of transcription by RNA polymerase II; cell differentiation
Cellular component (GO): nucleus
Molecular function (GO): RNA polymerase II cis-regulatory region sequence-specific DNA binding; DNA-binding transcription factor activity, RNA polymerase II-specific
Source: RefSeq, a predicted model, not a curated record
CGCAACAAGUAAUCGAGACGCCGGGAUAACUUUACCAGGUGUAUACCAGUCUUGGACAAUGACAGGAAAGAUGAGAUCUUUCUUCAUUCGUGACUUACUUGGUGAAUCAAUUUCGGCUCCGAAACCUGACAGAGACGAAGAUGACCUGAAUUCGUCCAGUAAUGACGAGAAGCUGUUUACCAAAACCACUCCCCCCUUGUAUCUUAAGGAGUCUUCCGCGAAUGGACAGCAUAGUUUUAAGAAAGAAGAGAAUCCAUUCAGCCGCGUUCAUCGCCGAAGCGCCGAUCUGGAAGACGGUAUGCACUGUGGCAACAAGAAGCCCCGAAGGCGUCGAACUGCUUUCACCCAUGCUCAACUGGCUUUCCUCGAGCGCCGAUUUCGAUCGCAAAAAUAUUUGUCUGUUGCAGAUCGGGGCAACGUUGCAGAGCUCCUCAAUCUGACGGAAACGCAAGUGAAAACUUGGUAUCAAAACAGGAGAACUAAAUGGAAAAGACAAGCCCAGCAACAACAGCAGGCGGACCCAUCUAUGGCUUCGUCCUACUCCGUUAAUGCAACGCUACCUAACAUGGCUGACAGUCGGUCGUCGGCUGCCUAUUGCCAACCUUUGCUGUGCAGUAAUGAUGUUAGCAGGAACCCGGAAUCGUUCUUUCCUUACAUCCGGGCAAUCCCAACUGUCUUUUCAACUAGUUGCCACUUUUCCUAACCUUUCUAUGUAAAUCCCUUACUACAACAUAGCUAUAAUUAUUGUUCUUUUCGUAUUGUACCUAUCUCGCUAUUAACAAAUGUACACGUCCUCUUAUUUUAUUUUAUUUUAUUUUAUUUUAUUGCAAAACUUAAAUUUUUCUUGCUAUUUUUGUUAAAUAUGCUCUUGUACGAGUAUUCUCGUCUAAAAAAUUUCACAAAACACUGCUAAAACAUUGUAAAUUGCUAGACAUUCACCACUGCUGUGGUUGCUUGUUAUCAUAUACCCUAUUUUGAGUUUAUUUUUGUUCUUUUUUUAGUUUAAAAGUAAAUAAUUUCGUAUACAGUAUGAACAUCAUAUCACCAUUCGCAUUGUAGAGGAAAAAAUAAAACACAUUUCUUGAAUUUAUUUCUUUGCUAGGUGGUUUACAUGCAAAGUGUUAGUAGGCCUACUUAUUGCCAUCACAGGAAACCCCCCCAACCAAAUGGAAGUAUGACUGGUCGGAUUCCGAAGUUUGGUUUAGGCACUUUGAUUUAAAUGAAAAACAUUAGGCCUAACCACCGCUUUGAAUAGUUGAUCAAACGGAACAAUCAGACAAAAUUAGCUUCAACAUAUUAUAAUAAUACUAUAGAAACCUGAUUGACAUGUAGGGCUUAGACGAUCGACAUUAACACCCGUAUGUGUAAAGGAAUGUCUGGAAAUAAAGUUGAUAGACGGAUAGCUUGCAAAUGUACGGAUUAUUAGACAAUUUCUUUGUUUCUCUUCCUUUUCGUAAAUUUUCUUUACGCUUCAGAGGUUUCCCUAUGCGUGCAUUGUCUGGCCUCAUCAGGGGUCGGCGCAUUCAUUGGGCGACUCCCCCUAUUUCUCUUAACAGGACUUUGGUGCGGUGUGACAAACAACAGAGGGCUGGAAAUAAGCAGGACAGGGGUCAUGCAAAUACCAAAGA